AUGUCAGCACCUGUCAAUAUAGACAUACCAAAAUUAAUUUUGGAUAAUGGGGCUGGUUUGAUAAAAGGUGGGAUACUUCCAAGUUAUUCGCAAAUAGAAGGAUCAUUGUGUGAAGAAAUAGAACCUAAAUUUAUUUUACCUAAUUGUGUAGGUCAAAUAAGAAAAAAGAAUAUAUUUCAUAUAAGUGACAGCUGUCAGAGCAUAUGUGAAUAUUUUUGUCACCGUCCUCACGUGGAUGGUUUGUUGUUAGAUUUGGAGUUGGAAACGAAAAUAUGGGAGAAGAUUUUUUCAUGUAGGAACACUGUAGGAGGGAAAAUAAAUGAAAUGGGUUUGUGUGUUACUGAAUCAUAUUUAACACCUGCAUAUAUAAAACAAGGAGUGAUUGAAUUAUUAUUUGAAUAUUUUAAUAUGAAUCAAAUUGUAAUUGUUUCCUCUCAAACAAUGUUACCAUUUUCUUAUAUAGGUUUAAAUUUGGGACAGUAUGAUAUUUUGAAUCCCCCAAUAUAUCGUAGUCGAUCUUCCAUAACAAAAAAAGUUGAUCAAGUAAUAAAAAGACGACGAAGAAGUGAAAAUUGUGAUAUAGACAUGAAUAAAUUGGAUUCUUCAAAAAAUAACAUGAUGGAGAAUAAUUUGGUUACGGAUAGCGUUAUAAAUAUAAAGAAGUUAGGAUCUUUGGAUAAAACAAAUGAAGAAAAUGUGAACAGUGUGAACAAUUUUAUUGAUGAUAAUUCUUAUGAAAGUAAAAAGAUACGACUUUUACAGGAAAGUGUUGAUCAUAAUAAAUUUAAUGAAAAUAAGGGUGAUAUUAUUAAUAUACAAAAGGAUAAUUUGUUUGUUCCAGAUGAUGAUAAAAAUAUUGAAGGUGUUGAAAAAUAUGAAAAUGGUGGGCAUACUUUUGAAAAAAGACGUUAUAAUAAAAAGAACACAAAAGGUGACGUAAAUAUAUUUACAAAUAAACAUAUAUAUUUAAAAAAUAUUGAAUGCUAUAAUAAGUAUUCACACAAACUAUAUAUAGAUGAUAAAUAUCAGGGUGAUAAUUGGGAAGAUUUUUAUUUUAAUUCCUUCUUUAAUCUAAAUAAUUAUAAUAAUAACAACAACAUUUAUGAUGAUGAUGAUGAUAAUGAUAAUAAUAAUAAUAAUAAUAAUAAUUAUUUAUUUGAGGGUUUAAAGACCCAUGCAAAAAUCUACAAAUUUAAUAACAACAAUGUUGUGAGAACUUUAUAUGAUAAUAAUUAUUUAGGAAAGAAUUUUUCAAGACAAGAUCCAAAUUUUAUUAUCCCUGAAAAAGUGGAUUUAUAUAGAAAUUAUUAUGGUAAAAAUUUCCAGGAUAUUAAGAUGUUUAAAAAAAAUUAUAGGAAUAAGUAUAUAAAUAAUUUUUAUAAAAAUAUAAUAAAUGGAAAUUAUAAUUUAUCUUUAAGAAAUCCAUGUGCCUUAUAUAUAGAUGUUGGAUUUUCUCAUACGUAUGUCUUACCAUAUAUUGAAUACAAAUUAAUUGAAUAUGCUGUAUUAAGAACAAAGAUUUCUGGAUCUAUUUUAAAUUCUUAUCUAAAAAGUACCCUUUCUUAUAAACAUGUUAAUUUAGAACAUAACGAAUUGUUAGUAGAAAAUAUUAAAGAAAGAGCUUGUUAUGUCUCAUUAGAUUAUUUAAAGGAAUUAGAAAAAGAAAAGAUACGAUUAGAAAAUAUAAAGAAACAAAGGAUCAAGGACAAACUUGACAUGCGCGCUGAAAUAUUAAUGAAAGAAUUAGAAGAAGAAGCACAAGGGAAAGGGGAAAGAGAUAAACAGAAAAAAAACAAAAUGGACACAAACAUGGAAAACAAAAUGGACACAAAUAUGGAAAACAAAAUGGACACAAAUAUGGAAAACAAAAUGGACACAAAUAUGGAAAACAAAAUGGUCACAAAUGUGGAAAACAAAAUGGUCACAAAUAUAGAAAAGAAGAAGAUGAAAAAAAAAAAGAAAAAAAAAGAGAGUGAUUUAUUAACAAAUUCACUUGUUAAAGAAGACGAAUCAAACAGUACAAUAAAUGAUAUGAAGGUAAAUGAAAAGGAUAAUUCAGAUGUCACUGAAUACAAAGAAAAUUCAAGUAAUAGUUAUGACAAAAAGAUGAAUAACAUAUUAACAAAAAAGCAAAAUGAUAGUUGUAGUUCUAGUUUAAGUGUUAGUAAUAAAAGUGAUGAUGAUAUGUAUAUAAAAAAAAGAAAAAAUUGUAGUGUUGAAGAGGGGGGUGUAGAUAUUACAGAGGAUCAGAGUUAUAUGAGCGAUUUGAAGAGUAAUGUGAGUGUUGAUAAAAGUCGUAAAAGUAGUAGAAGUAAUAUAAAUGUAGAGAAAAGUUAUACAAAUGAUGAAGACAAUAAAAGUAAUUAUAAUAAUAAUAAUAAUAAUAGUGAUGAUAAUAAUAAUAAUAGUGAUGAUAAUAAUAAAUAUAGCGAUGAUAAUAAUAAAUAUAGCGAUGAUAGUAAUGAAUAUAGCGAUGAUAGUAAUAAUAAUAAUAAUAAAUAUAGUGAUGAUAGUAAUAAUAAUAAUAAUAAUAAUAAAUAUAGUAAUGAUAAGUAUGAUGGGAGAAAAAAUAAAAAAUUACAACCACAUUUAUCAUACCAAUAUAAAUUAAUUGAUUAUAAUAACGUAUCUAAACGUCAAAUAAAUAAAGUGUUCAAUACUUUGAAAAAUAAUUAUAACAAUAAUUGUAUUUAUAUAGAUUCUGAUUAUGAUUAUAAAGAAGAAUUUUCUAAUUUUCUAAUUGAUGAUAAAAAUGAUCAUAUGGAUAUAAAAGAUAUGAGUAUAAAAGUAGGAGAUUCUUCAAAAGGAAAAGAAGAUGUUAUUAAUUUAACAAAUGAGAGAAUAGGUAUUCCAGAAAUUUUAUUUAAUCCCCAAGAUAUAAAUUUAGAGCAUUGUAGUAUAGUUGAAUUAGUGUAUAGGUGUAUAUCAUUAUUACCUAAACAUAUACAAAAAUAUUUUGUUUCUCAAAUAUAUAUAUCAGGAGGAUCUACAAAGUUUAGAAAUUUUAAACACAGAUUAUAUAAAGAAUUACGACAAGUAUUUCCUUCGGAUUGGGAUAUAAAUAUAUAUUCACAUAAAAAUAGUUUAUAUAGUAAUUAUAUUGGAACAUAUGUAUGGUUGAGUGAUCCAAGUAUAUAUAACUAUAAUGUUAUAACAAGAGAGCAAUAUUUUAAUUUUGGUAAAGAGUCUAAAGUCUGGAAUAGGAAAAAAGACGCAUAA
This is a messenger RNA of Plasmodium reichenowi, 3219 nucleotides long. Its product is annotated as actin-related protein, putative. The record is from RefSeq and is a predicted model, not a curated record. Gene Ontology annotation, molecular function: nucleosome binding. The coding region runs from base 1 to 3219 and encodes 1072 amino acids. Gene Ontology annotation, cellular component: Swr1 complex. NCBI's taxonomy places the organism in Eukaryota, Apicomplexa, Aconoidasida, Haemosporida, Plasmodiidae. The transcript has a single exon.